UGGAGAAUGGAAACUUGGAUAACUUACCAGGUCAGCAGCGCCUGGGAACUGUCAGUGUUCGCAUCAUGGUUCACGAGUGGCCUUUGGCAUCCAGUUCUGAUUUGCAGCUGAUUGUCAUUCAGGAAGAAGUGACAGAAAUUGAUGGAAAACAGGUAAGUUCAGCAAAAAUAGAUAUUUUAGUAAAGGACCUGAGAGUACUUAGACAUUCAAACUACACUGUCCCUUUGAAAGAGAGCAUGCUGUAUUCUAUCCCAAGGGACAACGACAUGUUAUUUACACUUCCCAACCUCUCAGGAAAAGAUACUCAAGACCCACUGCAAACUACCAGUCAGUACCUCAUCCGGCAAGUAGAAACUACAGUAGAUGAAGAGACAUUACCUGGCAAGUUACCAGAGACCCCUCUUAGGAUAGAACCUCCAUCUUCUUACAAGGUGAUGUGCCAGUGGGUGGAAGACUUAAGAAAAGGGUUGUGCAGAUUCUGGUUUCGAUCUUUACCCAUCUUCUUCAGUUUGAUGGAAGUCAUUGUAGUUGGAGUUGUUGGAGCAGCUCUUAUUCUCAAAGUCUUAAAGGUGCUUUUCCCUCCCUGUGAAAACAAAGGCAUCCUUCUCCUGGAUCAAGUCAGCUUUGUACCCGUGAUUACCAUCAGCUUGCCUUCAGAUCUUCCAGACAGGAAAAAUAAUUUAGAUGAGAAAGCGUGUACUUAAUACUGUGUUUACUUUGGAGUUACUGUUUUUUUAAAAAAAAUUUUUAGUUGACCUGAAAUUUGCCACUUGAUCUUAAUACCUUGUUUGUUUCCUUCUAAGAAAACUAAGUCAGUUGAUUAAUUGGUAAAGGGACACGCUGGCUGAGGCCCA
Pelecanus crispus (Dalmatian pelican) is the source of this 854-nucleotide messenger RNA. The record is from RefSeq and is a predicted model, not a curated record. NCBI's taxonomy places the organism in Eukaryota, Metazoa, Chordata, Aves, Pelecaniformes, Pelecanidae.